AUGCCUAGACAUAGUACCCCUAGAAACUCUGUGCUUCCUAGAGACAGCAUACCUACAGAUAGUCCCAGCAACCCUUUUGGACCUACUAGGUACUCUAUUGAGCAAUCCUCUCCUGAGGAGCUAGUGAUUCCCCAACCUAUCCAACCCUAUGAAUCACCCAUCAAGCCACAUGCUUCCAUGCCAGCCUUGGAAGACCCUCAAGCAGGACCUAGUAGCUCAAGAAGAAUAUCACCCCACUCUCAUAAGUCAUCAUCCAGACACUCUCCAAGAUUGUCUCCUUUGGAAUAUGAAGCUAUUCAGGAAACAAACAAGCUAGCUAAGCCAAGUUCUUCUAUAAGGAAGCCUUCACCUUUUGGUCAUAAGACUAGCCCAGCUACCUUCCAGAGGAUGAUACCUGUAUUUGGACUUCCUGAUAUAGAUAUGUUGGAACCUUCCUCUAGUAAAACUCAGCCCUCUGAGCCUAUGAACUCUCAUGAGCUUAAGAGAUCUAAAGGAAAGACUUCUGAAGCCCACAUAUCUAAGCAUAGGGAGACUCAAGCUGCCUUACUGGAUCCUAAUGAUAGGUCUUUUACUAAUGACCCAGCAAUCCAGAAGUACCUACCCUAUUCUCCUUCCACUACCUUAUACCCUUUAAAUGAAGAAUCUCCAGGAGAAUUCAACUAUCAGCCUGACUGUACCCAAAUGACCUCUUGGUGCAGGAAGAACCCUCAAGCUAAUAGUUUUAGGAAAGUCUACAGGCAGCUAGGAAGAGUAUUCUAUCAUGUGGAGAUACCUCCAGCCCAUGAGAAUUGCUACCCCUCACCUUCUUGUGAGCAAUGGGCUUCUCACUACUUCAAACUACUAGAUACUGUAGUAACCUUUAGACCUACAUGUUGCAUCACUACCAAGUUAGUCCCUGCUCAAGAAAUCAACCAUUGGCCUGAAUAUGGUAAGUUACACAUAGACCUGAAUAAACUAAUCAAGAGAACUGUUCAUAGCGUCUAUGACAUGGAGGAGCUAUUGCCCAUUCCUGAAUGGCCAGAACAUGACUGUUUAUUCACCUCUCAUUCCUUUGAGGUAGCUGCUGUCACUUAUAGGGAUCAGAUGGAGCGUUUCAUUCAAAAGCUAUAUGAGAUCCUUGGUAGACAACUUCAGACUGGACCACCUUCCCCAGUCAUCUCUGCAGGACAUCUCAGUGAGGUAGAACCUGGACAAGAACACCUUAGGGAUAGGACUCUACAACUCAAGCAAGAUAUGACACUGUUAGUGCCCAAAAGUUCUAGAGCCUCUUCUGUCACUCCACAGGAGGCGGCUCAAGAAAACUUACUGAGGAGUCUUAUCAAGCCCACAAGUCAAGUUACUAUUACUAGUCCUUUACUCCCAGAACCUCAAGUCUCUCCUCCAGCUGUAGCCUUGAACACCUCCAGCAGUACUCCUCCAGGACACCCUCCUAGUAGCUUCAUUCAUCUAAAGCCUCUCUUACUGUUACUAUGCAACCUAGAACCUUUACCACCACCUCCUAGUUCUAUUGCUACUUCUUCCUCUAGAUCUAUACCCCUAGAAAGAAUACCAGAGGAGUCACCCCAUCUCAGAAGAAACCUUACCAUCAUCCCUAGAGGGAAUGCUAGUAUUCCUAUUGCACAACCUUCAGCUAUACCUCCUUUCAAUAUACAAGCCCUUGAAGAUUACAUCAACAAUCUUUCAGAUGGAAGUAUAGAUGGCUUAAGUUCUUCUGAAUCAUCAACUGGAAGAGACCAAGUAGCCCCAGAACUAAUAGCCCCAGCUACUCCUGCUGAUUCUAUUACUUCUGUCUCAAGUGCUGCUACUCAUACCAUGCAAAUCCCAGUAGCACAGUCUACUCCCAGGAUUAGGAGCCAAGUAGAAGAGGAUAAUGUUAGGAAUAUACCUUAUAAUCCACCUUUAAGCAAUGCUGCUAGAAGAGUUAGCCUUGCAGGCCCAAGUAUUCCUCUUAGAGAUCCACCUCCACAUGCUGACUUUAUUAAUCGCAGAUCUUCCUUGGGAGCAAAUCGGCGAUCCUCAGGAAGACCAGCUAUACCAGCUGAAUCCUUUACCAGAGUAUCUACAAUCCCAGAAGAGCGCUCCUCUAGACUAGCUGAAAGUGCCCACAGGAGAUCUACCUCCUCUCCUGAAUCAAGAAGAACUCCUCUAAGUAUCCAUACCAAUUUACCUUACUUACAGGAGCAGCCAGCACCAGUUACUAGAGAAGAAGCUAAUAUGAGUAGGAGAGGAAACUUCUUAGCCCCUCUACUAGCACCUGUCCCACAACUUCAAGUACCUCCAGCACCACCCAUUGACAGGACUAGGUUACCUCCUCAUAUUGUAGGACGUAUGGUCUCCUCUAGAAGGUUUAGUGAGCUGUUUAAUGAUCCACCUCCUAGGGAUCAACUUAGAGAUAGACUAGCUCCCUUAGCUGAAGGAGGAGGAGGAAAUGACCCACCAUAUGAUAGCGAUAAUGGAGAUUUUGAUAACUCUGGUAGAAGAAGGAACAAUCCACCUAGAAGAAAUGGAGGAGGACCUCCCAACGACCCAGAAGAUCCAGGAAAUGAACCAUAUGCUCAAGCAAAUGCAGCUAGAGCUAGACCUUUCAAUCCAGCUCCUGAUGGAGACACUAAGAAGCUGUCGCGCUGGAUGACAUCCAUCAACAACAUAGCUGAGUAUAGUAGCUACACUAGAAUUCAGCUUGGACAGCAGAUUCCUCUCAGGUUCACAGGAAGAGCUCUUAGAUGGUUCAAUGCAUUAGAUAAGGACUAUAGGCGAAUUAUAACUGAAGACUGGCCAGCACUUAGGCAAGCUAUCACUAUCCACUUCAUGAAUAGGACCUUCCUGAACAGAAGCAAGAAUGAAGCCAUGCGCAUCAGGUUCAGGGAUAAAGAUCAUUCAGAAGAGACUCCAGAAGACUAUGUCAUCAGGAAGAUGGAAGCUCUCACUAUUGUCAGUGACUGGACUGACUCUGAAUUAAUCUUUGAAAUCAUGAAUGGUGCUCCUAAGUCCUGGACCACGCAUAUAGACACCUCAAGAAUAGUCACUUGGGAAGACUUCCUUGACAAGAUUGCAUGGCAUGAGGAGGACCUUUUGGGAAAAGAUUCUUCUCAUAACUCUGACAUACAGCGUCAACUACACCAGAUGCAAUCUACUCUCAAGAGACUAGAAGGAAACAGGCACUCUAGGCCAAGUGCGCGCUCACACUUAGCAGGAUCUAAACCAGUAGGAUGGCAUCAAAAUAAUCCUCCACCAAAAUACCCUAAGGAUGACUCUACAGUAUCUAAAGGUAAAACUCCUAAAGACAAGAAAGCUAGACCUUGUAGACACUGUGGAAGUAUGAUGCACUGGGAUAGAGACUGUAAGCAUGCCAAGAAGAACUCCAGAUUUGUGCAAUCACAUAUGGCACAAGCAGAUGAUGAUGAAUGGGAAGCACAGGAAGCUUAUGAAGAUCUCUGUGAUGAAGCCUACCUUGAUGAAACAGAAUAUGACACUGAAGGAGAAGAGUCUGUUUCUGAGGAAGAGCAGGAUUUUCAUAAGCCCCUUCAGUCAUUAGCUGUCUCUACCUCCAGCGCUAAGCCCAGCUCUGGAUCCCAGGAGGAACAGCAUGGUCUGGAGGGGACCACUGUCAGCCAGGGUACUAACUCUGCUGACCAGGGCAGUAAGGAAUCUGAUUCAUCUUCAUACAGCUAUUGCAAAAAUGGAGAAGAAAUCACUCUCAAGCAAUUAAUGUCAAGACCACCAGGAACUGCUUUCUUUGGAUCCAAAGCCACCAUCAUCAAAGGUUGGCUUCAGACAAAUAAUGGACCUAAGAAGCGCAUCACCUUUGACUCAGGAUCAGAGAUCACUCUCAUUAAUGAGUCAAUACUUAAAACUCUAGAUCCAUCACCUAGAGUGCGCAUUGGACAAAAACUCAAGUUAAUUCAAGUUACUGGGAAUAGUAGCUUAUCACAGUAUAUUUCCCUUCCUAUCAUCUUUGAUACUGAACAAGGAUUAGUUAAAAUGAUUGUAGAAGCCUACAUAGUUCCUAACAUGAACACACCUUUUAUCUUAGGAACAGACUUUGCAUCUCAGUAUCAACUGUCAUUAGUUAGGAAUGGAGAAGGAACAAGGAUAGUUUUUGGGGAUACAGGACGUUCUAUUCCUGUGGAAGAAUCAGAUUCCAGCCCAAGAAUUGACCAACAAGGUAAUACCUUUAUGGUUGAAGUUGCGCAAGGAUUCAUCAAGAAUUCUGAGAAAAUCAAGAUCUCUAAGAAAGCCUACAAGAAGCAACUUCAACAUAGGAAAUUACCUCCCAAUACUGUCAAAGUAAAAGUCUAUGAGACAGUUACUAUCCCAGCGCAUACCAUCAAGCUCAUCAAAGUCAAGACAAUAUGGAAGGAAGGUCAAGCCUCUGGUUUUAUGGAUAGAUCUUUCAAUUCCCAUCGACAAGAAGAACAUCUGUUUGCAAUAACAGACUGCCUGAUAGAUAGGAACAAUCCUAAGAUUCAGGUUUCUAACCUAUCAGAACAUCCUUUACAAUUGCAAGGAGGAGAGAUUCUUGGAUAUAUGCAUGAUCCCAAUGAAUACCUUGCAAAGGAAAAGGACAUUACUAAGGAAGAAAAAGACAGCAUUAUCAAGUAUGCUACCUUAGUACAAGCCAUGGUGCAGAGGAAAGCUGAAGAGAAGCCUACUGUGCAAGAAGAGGAAUUAAUGAAGUCACCUGAAGGAGGACCUAAGACUGCUGAAGUACCUGACCCAGAACCUGUCCCUUCAGAUAGAUUUCUUCAAGAAGUUAAUUUCUCAGAACAUCUCACCCCUAAUCAAAGGACUAAACUAGAAAAAGUCUUGCGCAAGCAUGAGUUAGCCUUUGGAUUAGAUGGUAGACUUGGUACUCAUAACACUCAACUGGAAAUUAGACUAAGGCCAGGAACUAAAGAAAUAUCUCUAACCCCUUACCAUGCUUCUCCAGCUAAAAGAGAAGUCAUUGACAAGCAGAUUGAGGAAUGGCUUAAACUUGGAGUCAUUGAGCCAUCCAAAAGUGCUUGGGGAUUUCCUGUCAUAGUAGUCUAUCGCAACAGUAAACCCAGACUAUGUGUGGAUUACAGACGUCUCAAUGAAGUAGCUGUACCAGAUGAGUAUCCCUUACCAAAGCAAACUGACAUUUUGCAUGCUUUGGAAGGAUCUCAAUGGCUUACUACCUUAGAUGCGCUAGCUGGUUUCACUCAGCUAACCAUCAAGGAGGAAGACAGAGAGAAACUUGCUUUCAGAUGUCACAACGGCCAUUGGCAACCUACCAAACUACUCUUUGGAUAUAGGAAUGGACCAGCAGAGUUCCAGCGUGUCAUGAAUAGGAUACUUUCAAGAUUUCUAUGGCAAUUUGCCCUAGUAUAUAUUGAUGACAUAGUGAUCUAUAGUGUUGAGUUUGAAGACCAUUGCAAUCACUUAGAUCAAGUCUUAGGAGCUAUUGAAGAAGCUGAAAUCACCCUAUCUCCAAAGAAAUGUCACAUUGGAUACCAAUCACUACUAUUGCUAGGACAGAAGGUAUCAAGAUUAGGUCUAUCAACCCAUAAGGAAAAAGUUGACGCUAUCUUAGAGUUGGAACCCCCUAAAAAUGUUCCUACCUUACAGACUUUCCUAGGGAUGAUGACUUAUUUCUCCAGCUAUAUUCCCUUCUACUCAUGGAUUGUAGCGCCUUUGUUUAAGCUUCUCAAGAAAGGAACAGCUUGGUCUUGGGAAGAAAAGGAACAACAAGCGUUUGAACUUGCUAAAGAGGCACUUGCAUCUGCUCCAGUAAUGGCUUAUCCUAUUAUUGGAAAACCUUACAGAUUAUAUACAGAUGCAUGCGACUAUGGCCUUGGAGGAAUAUUACAGCAAGUCCAAUCAAUCAAGAUAAAAGACUUAAAAGGGACAAAGGCAUACAAGUACUUAAGGGGGGAAUAUGAUAAAGGAAACCCAGUUCCCAGAAUGACAAUUCCUGCUUCCAAGCAGAGAGACAACGUGACUGGGGGGGAUACAUGGGAUAAGCAAGACUUUGAAGAAACUGUACAAGUAGAGCGAGUCAUUGCUUAUUGGUCAAGGAUUCUAAAAGAAGCAGAAAGAAACUACUCCCCAACAGAGCGCAAAGCAUUAGCCCUCAAGGAAGCACUUGUGAAAUUUCAGGUAUACUUGGAAGGAGCUGAAUUUGUUGCUAUCACAGAUCACGCCGCUCUCACUUGGAGCAAGACUUACAAUAAUGUCAACAGAAGACUCAUGACAUGGGGCCUAGUAUUCUCAGCCUACCCAGGAAUGCAGAUUGUGCACCGCGCAGGAAGGGUACAUGACAAUGCAGAUCCUAUCUCAAGACUUAGGAGGAGAACCCCAUAUCAUACCAGCCCUCUGGCAGAUCAAUUGACUCCACUCAAGCUCAAUAUGGAGGAAGACCCAUUAAGAAACCUCUACAAGGAGAUAAAUGAACGUUUUGAAGAGAAACUUCUUAGAGUUGCAAGCGCAUUCACCCAGAGUUACAAAAUUGGAAAUAGCCAGAAGCCCAUCAAGAAGUGGAUACCCACACCGGCAGAAGCUAUAUCUUAUCAAACAACUACCUCAUACUCUGUGGAAAUAUCAAUAAACUCAGAAGAAAUCACAAGGUUCAUAGAAGCAUACAAGAAGGACUCCCAUUUUAAGCAAGUGAUGGAAGAGUUCAAGUCGCACCACAAUCCACUCAAUCCACCCUUCCAUCAAUACCAGAUUGGAGAUAAUGGAUUGAUCUACUUUAUAGAUUCCCAGGAAAAGUAUUGGCUAUGUGUACCUAGGGAUCUACAAGUAGAUAUUUUGAAGGAAAAUCAUGAUAACCUCAAUCAAGGAGCACAUGCUGGUUAUGCUAAGACAUAUCAUCGAAUUGCUUCUGUUUACUAUUGGCCUAAGAUGGCUAGAAGCAUUCAGAAGUAUGUACACACUUGUGAUAUCUGUCAGAAAGCAGGACAUCGACGGCAUGGACCCAGAGGAUUCCUUCAACCUUUACCUAUUCCACAGCAACCCUUUGAAGUAGUAUCAAUGGACUUCAUCAUGGAUCUUCCACCAAGUAACAACUACAACGCUAUCCUAGUUAUUGUGGACAAACUAACUAAGUAUGGACAUUUCAUUCCAUGUACUACUCAGAUAGAUGAAGUACAAACAGCGCAACUGUUCCAUGAUCACAUAUGGUGUCACUAUGGUUUACCUUGGCAAGUAAUCACUGAUAGAGAUGCUAGAUGGACAGGAGCCUUUUGGGGUCACUUAGUUAGUAUGUUAGGAAUUCAGCGAGCACUCACCACUGCGCAUCAUCCUCAGAGUGAUGGACAAACAGAGAUACUUAAUCAAACUACAGAAGUGGCUAUUAGAGUAUUCACUAACCCAGCUAAGGACAAUUGGAGUAAGCUUCUAUCAGGAUUUGCGCACUCAUACAAUACAAGUGUGCAUACAUCCACACAACAGACACCAGCCUUCCUACUCCGCGGAUUUCAGCCUCUAACAUCAGCCGACUUACUGGCUCUCACUUCUGAGAACAUUCCAAGACCAGCCCAAGAAAGUCAAACAGCUGAAGAAUUCAAGGAAUCCAUGGAAUUAGCACGAUCACUAGCUAAGGACGCUCUCAAAGUAGCUCAGAAUUAUCAACAGAAAUACUAUAAUUCUGACAAGACACAUGUUACCUUUGAACCAGGAGAUUUAGUCUUAAUCAAUCCCCAUUCCUUAAACUUACUCAAACAUCAGUCAGGGAAAGGGAAUAAGCUAAAUAUGCGUUAUGAAGGACCAUUUGAAGUCAUGGAAAGCAUAUCACCAGUAGCAUAUAGGAUAAGAUUACCUGCUAGCUAUCGCAUACACCCAAUCAUUAACAUAGCACACUUGGAAUCUUACAAGGCAUCACCCCCAGAGUUUGGAAGCCGACCCACUCAGAAUAUACCUAGAGAAGACUUCCAACAGAUGCCUGAAUAUGAGGUGGAAAGGAUAGUAGAAGAAAGGACAAUAAAGAAAGGCAACAGGAGAAUUAGACAGUACAAAAUCUGUUGGCUUGGGUACAGCUCAGAACAUGAUAGAUGGAGGACAGAGAAAGAAUUAAGGAAUGCUCCAGAAGUCAUCAAGGAAUGGAAGCGAACCUCUGGCUCCACUACCCAUCCCAAUCACAAGAAGAAGAAGGAGUUCUAA
This is a messenger RNA of Rhizoctonia solani, 8121 nucleotides long. Its product is annotated as Retrovirus-related Pol polyprotein from transposon. NCBI's taxonomy places the organism in Eukaryota, Fungi, Basidiomycota, Agaricomycetes, Cantharellales, Ceratobasidiaceae. The record is from RefSeq and is a predicted model, not a curated record. Bases 1 to 8121 code for a protein of 2706 amino acids. Gene Ontology annotation, biological process: DNA integration. Gene Ontology annotation, molecular function: nucleic acid binding. The transcript is spliced from 5 exons.